This is a messenger RNA of Kwoniella mangroviensis CBS 8507, 816 nucleotides long. RefSeq lists its product as uncharacterized. Gene Ontology annotation, cellular component: cytoplasm; nuclear pore. The transcript has 7 exons. Lineage: Eukaryota; Fungi; Basidiomycota; Tremellomycetes; Tremellales; Cryptococcaceae. The record is from RefSeq and is a predicted model, not a curated record. Gene Ontology annotation, molecular function: GTPase activator activity. Gene Ontology annotation, biological process: nucleocytoplasmic transport. Bases 1 to 816 code for a protein of 271 amino acids.
AUGGCUGAACCUACCGAACCCGUUGGUGCCGAAGAGCACGACCCUCAAUUCGAACCUGUUAUCAAGCUCACCGAACAGGUCGAAGCUAAGACUCACGAGGAGGAUGAAGAGGUUCUUUUCAAGAUGCGAGCCAAGCUCUUCCGAUUCGCCAAAGAAUCACUCGAAUGGAAGGAACGAGGAACAGGUGAUGUUCGACUCCUCAAGCACAAGGAAACUAAGAAAAUCAGAUUGGUCAUGAGACGUGAUAAAACUUUGAAAGUCUGUGCGAACCACAUCGUCUCAUCCGAUAUGAAACUCUCACCAAAUGUCGGUUCCGACAGAUCAUGGGUGUGGAACGUAGCGGCUGAUUAUGCCGAAGGUGAAGCUUCACCUGAAACUUUGGCUAUCCGAUUUGGUAAUUCCGAGAAUGCAAACCUUUUCAAGACCGCUUUCGAAGAUGCUCAAACUGCCAAUGCUGGAUCAUCCGCCCCUGCCCCUGCUGCUGAGGAGACCAAAGAGGAGGAAUUUGCUGCCGCUCCUGCUGCUACCGAGGAAAAGAAGGAAGUUGAACCUGUCAACGAGACCACCGCUGCUGCUGAGAAGGAAGAACUUAAAGAGGAGAAAGCUGCUGAGGAUACAACCGAAGCUCCAUCAACUCAUCAACCAACCUCCGAGACCGCUCCUGCUGCCACUAGCGAAAGCAAAGAAGUUGAUGAACUCGCUUCUGAACUCAAGAAACAAGCUAUCGCCGAAAAAUCUGAAACUUCUGCUCCUGAGCCUGCUGCCGAAGAGGAGAAGAAGGAAGAAGCUGCUGCCACUCCUGCUCCUGCUGCUUGA